Messenger RNA from Dioscorea cayenensis subsp. rotundata (Guinea yam), 576 nucleotides. RefSeq names its product protein LATE FLOWERING-like. The record is from RefSeq and is a predicted model, not a curated record. Lineage: Eukaryota; Viridiplantae; Streptophyta; Magnoliopsida; Dioscoreales; Dioscoreaceae. Gene Ontology annotation, molecular function: DNA-binding transcription factor activity. The transcript has a single exon. The coding region runs from base 1 to 576 and encodes 191 amino acids.
AUGGAGGCUAAUUAUCAAGAACCACCACCAACUUCAUCAUCUCAAUUACAUCCAACCUUAGAUCUCUCCCUCACCUUGGCACCAUCCUCUCCACCACCAUCUCCCAAUGCUGUUGUUGAGCAGUCCAUGAGGAUUUUCCCAUGCCUUUUCUGUGACAAAAAGUUCCUUAAGUCUCAGGCUCUGGGUGGCCACCAGAAUGCACACAAAAAGGAGAGGAGCAAUGGGUUGAGCUCCUCACUCUUGCACUCUUCUCCAUUCUCCAUUAACUCUCAUUCUGGCAGUUACCACUCUGCUGUCCAUCCAGAGAGCUUGGGGUCCUAUGGAGUAGCCCCUAGAUUGACCCCAAGACAUCCCUACUUAGCUACCACCAGGGAAUGGUGCCAUGAAGGUGUUUCAUCUGAGACCAUAGAUCUUGUCAACUGGCAGUUGAGUUCUCACCAUGAACCUUUGUCUGUGGAUGUUGCUGUUGUUGAUUCCAUUACUGCAACAGCUUCUUCAGUAGUGUCUUCUUCUUCUUGUCCUUCAUCAACUGGUGAUGCAGACUUGGCCAACAUUGAUCUCACUUUGAGGCUCUAG